Molecule: messenger RNA, 2276 nt
Organism: Eutrema salsugineum
Lineage: Eukaryota; Viridiplantae; Streptophyta; Magnoliopsida; Brassicales; Brassicaceae
Product: protein CHUP1, chloroplastic
Exons: 4
Coding region: 411-2150 (579 amino acids)
Biological process (GO): chloroplast organization
Cellular component (GO): chloroplast outer membrane
Source: RefSeq, a predicted model, not a curated record
UCUGGCAAUGUUCGUUCGAUUCCGAGACCAGUCUCGUGAUCGACUUCUCCUCCAUUAAUCCUCUGUUCAAUAUUUCUCCAACUCAUCAAUUUUUUUUCGCCGUCAAAUCAAAUCUUCCUUCUCAUUUUCUAUAGAAAUAUCAAACAUUUACGCAUUUGAUCUAUCGGACAGCGAAAUACACCCACUUAAGAGAAUCAAAUUCAUUUUGACCCACUAGAAAUUUCGUAUCUGCUACCAACUUCCUAUAUUUUUUUUUUCUUUUGGGAAUAUAGAGAAAAAUUAAAACCAAAAUCGCCAGGAAAACUAUGGUGUUUCGAAUGUAGUCCGACGAGGAAGAAGAAGACAGAUAAUUUUGCGUUUAGUCAACGAAAAUCUUCUUUCCAAAUUGAAUAUCUUAGGGUUUUGCAGUCAUGAUCCUUACCAAACACAAAAGAGAUAUAAACCUGUUUGUGCUCCAAAUAGGAGCAGCCCUCGCCGUAUCUUUCGCCGGAUUUCUAUUUUCCCGAUUCAGAAAGAAAACGAAAAGAAUCAGACCCACUUUGCCUCCUCUGAGAACUCAAUCACCUGAUCAUGGAUACAGAGAUUGUUCCAAUAAAUCCAUCGAUAGAGAAGAUUCAGAAACUCAGAACACUAGUAAAGAAGAAGACUCUUUAAUCGGUUUUUCGCCACGGAAGGGCGAAAAAGAUUUGUUUCUUUUACCGGAGUUUGAAGAGGAAGUGAAAAAGUUAGAAUUGUUGGCCUAUGAUGAAUGUGAAACCCCAAAGUCUGAUUUUUCUGUUCCUUUAGCAUUUCCAAGCGAAGAGGAAGCUGAUUAUGAGAAUGAGAUUAAGCGGUUGAGAAACACGGUGAGAGCGCUUCGUGAGAGAGAGAGAUGUCUCGAGGAUAAGUUGUUAGAGUAUUACAGUCUCAAGGAGCAGCAGAAGAUUGCAAUGGAACUACGGAGUAGGUUGAAACUAAACCAGAUGGAGACUAAAGUUUUCAAUCUAAAGAUCAAGUCUUUGCAAGCUGAGAACGAGAAACUCAAGGCACAAUGUUCUGAGCAUUCGAAAGUUGUGUUGGAGCUUGAUUUGGCUAAGUCUGAGGUUCAAGUGCUUAAGAAGAAACUGAACAUCAACACCCAACAACAUGUAGAGCAGAUCUUGUCCCUUAGAGAACGAGUUGCGAAGCUGCAAGAAGAAGAGAUCAAGGCUGUUUUACCUGAUCCGGAUGCGGAUAAGUUGAUGCAGAGGUUAAGGGAUUUGGAAGGUGAGAUCAACGAGCUUAGUAACUCCAACACGAGAUUACGUUUUGAGAAUUUGGAACUUGCUGAGAAGCUGGAAUCUGUUCAAAUCAUAGCAAGUUCAAGGCUGGAGGACCCGGAGGAGAUGGAGACAUUACGAGAAGAUGGUAACCGAUUGAGGAGUCAAAACGAAGAGCUGAAGAAGGAAAUCGAGCAGCUUCAAGGGGAUCGAUGCACUGACCUCGAGCAGCUUGUUUAUCUCAAAUGGAUAAAUGCUUGCUUAAGAUACGAGCUAAGGACAUACCAAGCUCCUGCUGGUAAAACAGUUGCUAGGGAUCUUAGUACUACUCUAAGCCCUAACUCAGAAGAAAAAGCUAAGCAACUGAUCCUGGAGUACGCACAUAGUGAAGAGCACGAGGAAGAUAACACAGAUUAUGAUCAAUGGUCAUCUUCUCAGGAGGAAUCAUCAAUGAUCACUGAAUCAAUGUUCCAAGAUGAUUCUUCUGUUGACACUUUGUUUGCGACCAACACAAAAAAGUCAGGGAAGAAGAAGCUUAUGCAUAAGCUGAUGAAGAUCUUACACGGUAAAGACACUCAAGAGCGCAAGAAGAGAGCUGGUUCAUCUGAACCAAGCAGCUCAAACACGGGUGCUCAUUCGACUCCUAGAAGGCUUCGAUCAACACAUUCAAUGGACUUUCAAAUGCUGAUGCGAUGCAAAGACGGCGAGGAGGACUUCAAGAAUAGCAUAGGGAUGGUGCGUCGUAAGAGUGAAGCAGCAGAUUGUUCCAUCUAUAAAGAAGAAGACGGAGGUGAAAACUGUUUGGAGACAGAUCAAAACAGAAAGAAGGAGCUGAUUAAACUGGCAGAGGCGCUGAGGAAAUCUCGUCCUACAAAGAAUCUGCAUAAGAAAUCUGUGUCGUUUUUCUUCUGAGAGUUUGGAAGAAACUGUAUAGUACUUGUACUGUAACACACAACGCCUAAAGCUAUAUAUAUACGUAUAAGUAGUAUAGAUAUAGCUCAGAGUUGUAAAUUUGUGAAGCAAACAUACAAUAUAUUU